Molecule: messenger RNA, 1725 nt
Organism: Conger conger (European conger)
Lineage: Eukaryota; Metazoa; Chordata; Actinopteri; Anguilliformes; Congridae
Product: T-cell surface antigen CD2-like
Exons: 8
Coding region: 46-1005 (319 amino acids)
Source: RefSeq, a predicted model, not a curated record
GAUGUCCCAACAGCCCCAACUCAAAUACUGCAAAUCUACAAAAGCAUGUGUGCAGUCUGUGCACCUGGGAUCUUUCUGUCCAGUGGGAAAGUUCCACUGUGGAUUGUACUUCUUUUCAUUUGCAUUGGAAAAAUUAAUGCAGGUGACUCAGAGAGAGUUGUUGGAAAAGUUGGAAAUCCGUUUUUUCUACACCCAACAAAGCUUCACGGAAAUUUCUAUGAAGUGAGAUGGAAAACUCAACACAGACCUGUAGGAAAAUUAAUAAAUGGUCGUUUGCAAUGUGAAAGUCGAUGCAAGAUUUUUCCCAACGGCUCUUUAACAAUGAUCAGUACGAACAAGAAUGAUGCUGGGAUUUAUACAAUGGAUUUAUUUAACAAAGAUGGAAAUAAUAUAGCUGCAAGAACAAUUCGGCUCAUAGUUCAAGAUGACAUCUCCACGCCACUCGUGCACUCUUCCUGUACGGUCGGUGGGUGGGUUAAACUGACCUGCUCCCUGCAGACUUGGGACCAGGUUACCAUUCGCUGGACCGUUUCGCCCAAUUACACACUGGAUAACGCCAUGGCCGACAAACACAGUCUCUAUCUGCAGUGGCAAACGCCAGGGCACGUGGUCUGUGUGGCAAGCAAUGAGGUCAGCCAAAAUUCCAGUCUGCCCAUCAGCAGGACCUGCAGGGCUCGCCUUGCACCACUAAUGGCUCUGGGACUAUUCCUGGCUCUGCCAGUGCUGGCCAUCGCCAUACUGGUGCUGAAGAAAAAACACACACAUGUGUCCAGGAAAGAUGCAGAAAACUUUUAUGUUGUAAUGCACAAGAAAACUGCUCCUCCUCCUGUACACGGCAGCUCCAAACAUGAUGCAGAAAAUUGCUAUGUUGUAAUGCACAAGAAAACUGCUCCUCCUCCUGUACACAGCAGCUCCAAACAAGAUGCAGAAAAUUGCUAUGUUGUAAUGCACAAGAAAACUGCUUCUCCUCCUGACCAAGAUGUCUCUGAUUAUGGAUGCAAAUGAACACACGCUGGAGCUGGAACCAGAGACUGGAUGUGUGUGUGUUGUGAAAAGUGUGUGUGCGUGUGUGUGAGAUUUGAAGGCUGAACAUUCACAGGACAUGAGUGCUGGGGUGUGGAGCUCCCAAAAUAUUUGUGUUUAUGUUUAGGGCCUGUAACUACACCUGAGUAAUGAGCUUCUGUUGACAAAUCAGAACAGAGGCUUCAAACGGGGUUCUGGAGCUCUAAACACCGUAUGUGUGUGAAACUGUGUGUGAAAAUACUGUAUUUUCAGAGUACACUGUAAUUAAGAUGGUGAAAUAUGUUAAUAUACUGUCAGAUUGCAUCAUUGUACCUCUAACUGGCUGAAUCGCCAAUUAACAAACAGCAACAUGUAUAAUUCUCAUCUGUGUUAUGUGUAUAUAGUUUUAAUUCAAUUAAUAUAACAUUAAUUGAAUUAAUUAAUGCCUGAUGACAGAACACCUUACUGCAGCUUCAUCAGAUAUCAGAUAUUAAUUUAUUCUUACCAAGCAACAUAAUAAUAACAAUUCAGAAUGCAGCUUGAUAUUGUACCAAAAAAUUAACCAUGUAUUCAAAGGACUGUGACUGACAAGGGCCCUAAUGGACAGGGGCCAUGAUUGUCAGGGAUGGGGUGGGCUGAGGUGGACUAGCUAGCUAUUUUAUUGGGCCUGAAAUCUCUGGCGAUAAUUGUCCUGUCUCCCUUUGGAAAUGUUUUUGGAGCAAU